This is a messenger RNA of Rotaria sp. Silwood1, 843 nucleotides long. The record is from the annotation of a GenBank genome assembly. Lineage: Eukaryota; Metazoa; Rotifera; Eurotatoria; Philodinida; Philodinidae.
AUGAGUAAAAGUUUUCGUUUGUCGUCAUCUGAAAAAAUUGAAAUUGUGAAAUGGUACGCCAUUUACCAAAAUGCAUCUGAAGUUGCUCGUCAAUUUCAAAAUCAUUUUAAUCGAACUCCGCCAACAUCAAAGAAUAUUUUGAGCCUUGUACAAAAAUUUGACGAAACUGGAAGCGUUGCAGAUAAACCUCGAUCUGGUCGUCCUAGAUCUGUUAGUACAGACAAUAAUAGGGAGCGUGUUCGUGCUGCUUUUGAAGAAAAUCCUGGAAUUUCAGCAAGAAGAGCUUCUUUGGAACUGAAUCUUGAUAGAAGUAGCCUUCGACGAAUGAUAAAGGAGCUGGGAUUGAAACCGUAUCGUCCUCAAUUACUGCAUGCAUUGAACGAAGACGAUCCUGACAGACGCUGUGAAUUUGCCGACAUCUUUCUCAACUUAUUAGCUGACGACUCUUCCUUGCUUAGUCGAAUUGUUUGGACCGAUGAGGCCAUUUUCAAGUUGAAUGGUCAUGUCAAUCGACACAACUGUGUUUAUUAUGCCGUAGAAAAUCCCCAUGUCAUCAUUACUCAAGAAAUGAAUACCUCGGGCAUCACUGUAUGGGCUGGAAUUUGGGUUGGAGGUGUCAUUGGACCGUUCUUCUUCCUGGAUAAUAUUACUGCAGACAGCUAUCUCAAGAUGCUCCAAAACGAUAUUGUUCCCGCUAUUGCAAGUGAAAUGGAUUUAGAAGAGAUAGUCUAUAUGCAUGACGGAGCUCCAGCUCAUUACGCUCAAUCUGUUCGGCACUUUCUGGACAAAACAUUUCCUGAUCGGUGGAUUGGUCGACGUGGAUGGAUUGACUGGCCACCAUGA